AUGUCAGAGCGUAAUAGAAUCGCGGUCCAUGAUGCUGGGGCUUUGACUGCUCUUCUGCCUCACUUGACUGGCAAAGACAUGCAGGAACCCGAGAAAGCCUUACUACGAAAAGUUUGCGCAUCGCUGCUUCCACUUGGUACACGCAGACUCGAAGAGACUGCCCAGAUAUUCAAGUUAGCCUGUGAAGACGAUUUGGCAAAAGAAAUGCUGCUGGACGCUUUGCAAAAAUCCAAGCAGCCCUCUGCCAUUCAGUUCGAUCUAUCCCAUUCUGGACAUUGCUCGAUUGAGCUUGCGUCUUUGCCGCGUCCCUUUCCACCUGCUACUGGAUACACGUUCUCUUCCUGGAUCAAGAUUGACCAGUUUGACUCAGACUGUCACACCACAGUAUUCGGGGCAUUUGAUGCCAGCCAGACUUGUUUUGUUCUUGUUUACAUCGAAAAGGAUACCCACCAGUUGAUAUUGCAAACAUCAGUCACCGCUAAGAGACCGAGCGUGCGCUUUAAAAAGUUUCGAUUCGCAGCUGGAGAAUGGUAUCAUAUUGCAUUGGUCCAUCGACCUUCUAGAACAAGCGGCCUGAGCCCAGCCAUACUCUAUGUUAACGGACGUUGUAUUGAAGAACAGCACUGUCCAUAUCCAGAGAUACCGCCGCUUAUACCGGAGCUUCGUGCUCCGGUUCCCUCUCAGAUUGUUAACACCACUCGAAGACCAGUCCAAGCAUUCUUCGGCACGCCGCAAGAUCUAGCAUCCCAAGCUGCCGAGCGCGUCUUGAGCUUGAAAUGGUCUCUUGCCAGUGCUUAUCUGAUUGACUCAUCUCUAUCUCCCGAAUUGAUCGCGGUCCAUCAGAAACUUGGUCCUCGGUACUGCGGCAACUUCCAGGACUGUGUUGGACCUUUUUUGACAUACCGUGCUUCUGCUGAGCUCAAUCGAUACAAUGAGAUGUUGCAUGCAGAAAAAGACGACAAAUCCGAGAUUGUCAAAGCCACUCAAUCACAAGGCAGUGAGCUGCUCCCGGAAGGCAAGCUCCUCAUCAGCAUAUCGGCUUCGGGGAUCGUCAACAUGAAUGGACUCUUAGCAAAUGGUGUCAACAUCACAGACAUGCUAGACGAGAAGGCUACGGCACAUCUCCAGUCCCUCACGCGUAAUGGCAAUCCGCUUUUGCUAAACGCUGCCCGACCCGUUAUCAACGACGCUAUCACGAGGUCUCAUGGUGCGGCCAUCAUCACUGGUAGCCCUGUCCUAAAUCUCACCCACGGGCUAGAUGAUGGUAGUUGGCAGAUUGGCGGUUGCUUGCCUAUCAACAUGAAGAUCAUUCAAAGUGCAUCAUCAGCUGACUCUCUUGUCACCUCUGUGGAGCUUCUGUUCCAGUGUAUAUUGGACAAUUGGCGGACUAGCGAAGUUAUGGAGAAGGACAAUGGAUUUGGAAUCCUAGCCGUCUUGCUUCGAGAGAAACUUGGCAUCUACAACAGCGGCUCAGGGGCCAAUAGGAUGUUCCCUGUCGCCAGAACCAUGCAACAGAGGGAAGAGCUGGCAUCUAGACUUCUCAAAGUUGUCCUCAAAUUCGUCGGCUAUGACACGAAAACCCCCGAGAACUCAUUACUCAUCAAUCCAAUGGCUUACAGGGUCCUGCUUGUGGACUUCGACACCUGGCGAACGAUCAGUACCGAAACUCAGAAGCUCUACUAUCAGCAGAUCGCUGGAUUUGUGUGGAAAAACAACAACCAGACUUUCAACAUGAAACGAUACAACAAGAUGAGAGUCGUCCGAAGAUUCCUCGAUGCUCUCAAGGUCGAUCCGAUCAGUUCUGAUGUCUUGCCUGAGAUUUUGCAUGCCUUGAGAGCUCUGAGUCUAUGCAAAACCGCACAUCUGAACCACCGUGACAUUGCUACCUUCAUUACGUACGCCCUACACGAUGAUAGAGCGCUACAGUCAGCCAAUCCCCUGUUGAGAACACCUCGCAACAGAUCUACAUCCAUCAAAUCACCUUCUCCGAGACUGGUAACUCCAGAGACGGCCAGUCCUACGUCAACAUCACAGAGUGCUGGCAGACUUAGCCAAUCUAGUCUCGGUGUCAGCGUUGUUGAGACGUACUCCGAAGUCUUGUGUGGUUUCGAAACGAGCACGCACAUCAAGAGAUUUGAUCAGCAAGUCCCAACAAGAUGGAUCCUUCACUUGCUAGCGGAACCUGACUCACGAGUUGUCGCUUCCGCGCUCUCCAUCAUCUCGAGAGCAAUUGUAGACAUACCCAGCUUUAAGUCCAAAUUUACGGAGAAGAACAAUGGAUUCACGACCCUGCAAGCACGGCUACGUAGCCACUGGACAUCUCCUAAGGUCUGGAUGGGAUGCUUUGCCAUACUUUUCGGGCGACCGUUCGUUUCUCAACAGGAAGUUGACGAACUCACCAUCUUCCACCUUAUGGAAGCCUUCACACAGCAAGGAGAGAUCGAAAUACGACACCCUGAAAUCUUCCCCGCGAUAUCAGGCAUGCUAGAGGCAGGACUCCGAACUGUCGUCAAAGACUCGUUGCAUCAGAAAGACAGCGAAGACUCACCUGAGCUCAACGCCAUCCCGAAGACGGUCAUCCAGUUUCUCACAGAUGUGCAUGCUCGGAGCAAAUCAUUCCGCGACUUCGCUGUGGAUUCUCACUAUGUUCAAGAACUACUGUUUGUGCUCUUCCCACUUAUAACCAGUGCCGACCGGCUCAACGCAUCUGCCGAGCUGGCAUCAGAGAGUCCUUUGAAUUUCCAGGGUCGUGAAGUUGUUUUGCGACCCCACUCUAACUCGCUAGGUGAGCGACCUGCUGUGCUCAGGAGUGGUUCGAGCAGGACACUGCCCACACAAAGUCGUCCCAAUCAGCUUCAGAUUCCUCGCAGAACAUCAUCAUUUGUCUUUGUCAACCCUACAGCAUCAGAAGUCAAGCACUCUACCGUUUCGACUCGCUUCAAUGCGAUCAUGUCUCCCACAACGAGCACCCCAGUCAAGAUUAAUGUUGGAAACGCAGUUGUAGAGUCCCUGCUUGAACUCGUGGUCAUGGUCUAUCUCGAGCAGGUCUCACAGCGUAAAGACUUCGCUGGCUUUGGGCUAUUUCUCAAAGUACCGCCAGGCUUCCAAGAACAUCAAGCAUACUUUGAGUCAUAUGUCCUGCUUCACACUAUGCAUCAGCUAUGGAAUCACUUACAGUUGAACCAAGAGCUGAUGGUAGAACCAAGGACUUUGACCAACUUGGCUCGAUACAGUUUGCACAUGGCCGAAGCUGUUUUUGAAGGCUGGUUCAUCGAUGGAGCUCAGCCAUUGCUCGACUUUACUGGUAAGGCAUUGGAGUACCUCCAACAACCAGCCGUCUCUGCAACAAAAGGCGUACGAUUAUGCUCGCAAGCAGUAUCUACCCUCCGCUCAGUAUUCCUCCGUGUCACACUUUUGCGACUAUCAGAGCUUGACGAGGCCGAAGACGACACAGACGCGCUUGAUUUUCUGCGAAAGAUGACCUACUGGCAGACGAUUCUGUUUUCGCCGCAGAAUCAGGAGCUGCCCUUCAUCAGACUUAUCUGUUACCUCUUGUAUAUCAAGAUGACCUCGCCUUCCUCCUCUGUACGGCAUGCUGCCGCCUCGUUGUGGAGGAUGCUACUUGUACAGAAGCCCACGGAAGCCGCUACUAUCCUCAUACAGAACGCAGAUCCAAAUCAGCGGCAUAUUUCGACCGGACUGAUCAAGCUUGCUGCACAUGAUGAUGAUGAGCUUCUUCAAUGGAUCGAUCAAAAUCGAAAACCUCUAGACGAAUUCUUCCAUGAAACAAUGUCCAGAUUCUGGGACGAGUUUGUCGGCUCCGAAAAUCAGAAGACGGAAGAUUCUGCGAAGAAUCGACUCGCUAAGCGCAAGGAGAAGCUCAAGCAGUGGAGAACAGUCGAAACCGAGCUUGAUAAUGUCGCGCAUCGCUUUGAAGUAUCAACCAGACACUGGCGAUCAAAUAUCCAUUCCCAAGAGCGAUUGAAGUAUCAAGGCACCCUUCAAGACCAGCAAGAAAACCUGAAUCAUAUACAGACAGUCAUUGCUAGGCUGGAGGCUCUUCUGAAGCAGCCUUCGGGUCUGUUUCCAGAACAGGAACCUUUCAAGUGGCAACUCGAUCAGACAGAGUCGCGCAAUAGAAUGCGUAUACGAAUCGUGCCAGACACAAGACACAGCCAAGAGGCGUAUCAACCGAAGCGAAAGGCUUCUGAACGUAUGUCGCACACAACGUUGCGUAUUGAUACGCAGUCUCAUCCAAGCCUAUCAGACAACAUAGUAUCAGCGGAGCCCACACCAACGAGGACACCUGCCAAUCCUGAUGCACCACAGCUCGAAAGCACGCCAGAAAGACCAAGAAAUGAUUCUCUUUCUGGUUCUGCACUUCUUGAUGGCGAGUUCGAGAUGGUAGAUGACCCCAAAGAUGGCGAAGAAGGCUUCGAGGACAAAAACCGGAAGGUAUUGAAAAGUCUUCAGCGUGGUGAUCGCGUACAAAACAUCUGUAACGUUUCUCGUGUGGUCGGUCUGGAGGCCUUCGAAGGUCUAUUGAUCAUCGGCAAGAAAUGCUUGUACCUGCAAGAUGAGAUGUUUCAAAGGUCUGAUGGCGAAAUUGUUAGCGUUGCCCAUGCUCCCGACGAGGAGCGCGAUCCCUACGUUCAGCUCAUUUCUGGUAAAGAAAUAAAGACAAAGCGCAGGCAACGAGCUGAAAGGGAACCCGCAAGGCACUGGACUUGGCAAGAGCUGUUGCACAUUUCGAAACGUCGCUUCCUGUUUCGAGAUGUCGCACUGGAAGUGUUUUUCACCGAUGGUCGCAGCUACCUACUGACAUUCAUGACGCCCAACGCGCGGAACGAAGUUUAUUCAAAUCUUGUGGGCAAGUCACCACUCGUGUAUGGAUCACUGUCAUCUCUUCCUGCCGAGGACGCUUGGAGACUAGAUUCACUGAGAAACCCGGAAGAGACACCUCAGAGCUUUGGCUCCAAGUUUGCGAACGUCUUCAACUCCACAUCCUCCAACGCAGCCACUCGACGAUGGAGCCGGGGCGAGAUCUCUAAUUUCCAAUACCUCAUGCUUGUCAACAACAUGGCUGGCAGAACGUUCAACGAUCUCACUCAGUAUCCCGUAUUUCCUUGGAUCCUCGCAGAUUAUACAAGUGAAGAGCUCGACUUGACAGAUCCGAGGAGUUUCCGUGACCUCUCUAAACCGAUGGGCUGCCAGCAUCCUGCACGCGAAUCUGAAUUCCGUGACCGCUAUCGAGCCUUUGCUGAAAUGGGCGAUGAGCACUCCCCACCGUUCCAUUACGGCACUCACUAUUCUUCGGCCAUGAUCGUCUCGUCCUACCUCAUCCGAUUGCCGCCAUUUGUACAAUCUUAUCUGCUGCUUCAAGGUGGCGUCUUUGACCAUGCAGAUAGAUUAUUUGACUCGAUUGAGAAAGCCUGGUUGUCUGCGUCAAAAGAAAACAUGACUGAUGUUCGAGAACUGACACCAGAGUUUUUCUGCUUGCCCGAAUUCUUGCAGAACAUCAACGGUUACGACUUUGGCCAAAAGCAAGGUAGCGGUCAGACUAUCAAUCACGUUGUUCUUCCACCUUGGGCCAAGGGCGAUCCUCAUAUCUUUAUCGCAAAGCAUAGAGAGGCUCUCGAGAGUCCAUAUGUAAGCCAACAUCUACAGGAGUGGAUUGAUCUCAUAUUUGGGUACAAACAGCGCGGCGAAGCAGCACUUGAAGCCACAAAUGUCUUUCAUCACUUGUCGUACCAAGGUGCAAAGGACUUGGACACCAUGCAGGACGAAGUAGAAAAGCUCGCGACCAUCGGUAUCAUUCACAACUUUGGGCAGACGCCUCAUCAAGUCUUUCAGCGAGCACAUCCGAGGAGGGAGGAUGAGAAGCACAGGGUCGAGCGACUAGACACCAUUGCAGAGUCGCUCAUCAAGCUACCAUUCCCGUUGCACGAGAGCCACGAAAAGGUUGCGGCACUCACUUACUCGCCUAGUCAAGAGCGCUUGCUUUGCUCUCCUCCAUGCAAGCUCAACGUACCGCCAGCCUGCAAAAGCUACCUUCAAUGGGGGUUUGCAGACAACAGUCUUCGCUUUUUCACAGCCGACAAUAGAAGAAUGCUCGGCCUGUAUGAGAACCUCCACAUCGGCCAGAUCAGCACUGCUCUCUUUGCAGAUUCGAAAACGCUCAUCACGGGUGGCGCAGAUAGCACGAUUGGCGUCUGGACUAUCGGCUUCAGCUCAGACACUGUCGACAUUCAGUCACGAACAUAUCUCUUCGGCCAUCGUACUCCCAUCAGCGUUCUUGCUGCUUCUCGUGCCUUCAGUACUUUGGUGUCGGCAUCUACUGACGGUCAAGUCUUCCUCUGGGAUCUGAACCGCUUCGACUGCGUACGAGUGCUGCAAGAAGCCAACGAUGGCAAUCGCACAAUUCAGUGUGCCAAGGUCAACAACCUGACUGGCCAUAUCAUGCUGUGUAGUGGAGCAUACGUCCGCGUGUUGACACUGAACGGCCACCUGCUUGUUGAGCAAAAAGUCUGUGAUGCCCAGGAUGAUGAGAUCACGUGCUGUGCUUUCUACGAAGGUGCUGCAAACGAAUGGGUCGAGCGUGUAUUGCUCUUCACCGGCCACAAACGCGGAAUAGUCAAUGUCUGGUCCCUCGUCACUCUCCGCGAUGGCGCAUGGCAUCUCCAACUCAUCAAGAGAUUAAUGCAUGUCGAGCCCACACGUGGCGAGCCCAUGAUGCAGGUAGCUACCAUCACGUCCAUUUUGCCCAUGUCUCAAGCUGUGUACACUGGCGACGAAGAUGGUAAAGUCUAUGAGUGGAAUUGUGUUCAAAGACAUGGAGCUGGACCUUUUGCUGUUUGGCGAUGA
This is a messenger RNA of Aureobasidium pullulans EXF-150, 6864 nucleotides long. Its product is annotated as beach-domain-containing protein. The coding region runs from base 1 to 6864 and encodes 2287 amino acids. The record is from RefSeq and is a predicted model, not a curated record. The transcript is spliced from 3 exons. Gene Ontology annotation, molecular function: protein binding. Lineage: Eukaryota; Fungi; Ascomycota; Dothideomycetes; Dothideales; Saccotheciaceae.